Molecule: messenger RNA, 1312 nt
Organism: Racocetra persica
Lineage: Eukaryota; Fungi; Glomeromycota; Glomeromycetes; Diversisporales; Gigasporaceae
Source: the annotation of a GenBank genome assembly
AUGACGACUCACCACCGCCAGACAUCAGUUCAUGAAGUUAAGGAAACUCUUGACGCUACGGUGACUGAAAACAAAGAAGGCGAACGUUGUCUAAACAACUAUGUUUUGAAAGAAGUCAUUGGACAGGGAGCUUAUGGAACGGUCAAUUUAGCUGUAGAUAAGCUCACUGGAAAUAAAUAUGCUAUUAAAGAAUUCAGUAAAACUCGACUUCGUAAAAAAACUAACUAUUUCCGUCGUCCGCGUGGACGUUUUGGCAAAGCUAUGGAAAAUUAUGAUCUAUCAUCAUCGGACCCUCUUUAUUUGAUCCGUGGUGAAGUUGCUGUCUUGAAAAAAUUAAAUCAUCCAAAUGUGAUCAAAUUGUUCGAAGUGUUGGAUGAUGAACAGGAUUCUUUAUAUAUGGUUUUGGAAGUGUGUGAAGAAGGUGUUCUUAUGGAUAUCAGCAUUCAGAAGGUAACAACGCCAUAUUCCAAUGAAAAAGCUCGACGUUAUUUUAGAGAAAUGAUACUUGGCUUUGAAUAUUGUUUCUUGAUUGGUCCAUUAGAUCCUAAGACUAUAAACAUAAAAACCAGAUUGUUAACAUCCUUAGCCAUACUUGUGAUCGAACUUUCAGUACAUGAGCAUGACAUUGUUCAUCGAGAUAUCAAGCCCGAUAAUCUCCUUUUGUCUGCUGAAGGUGUUCUCAAGAUUGUAGAUUUUGGUGUGUCUGAGAUGUUUACUGAAGGGAAUGAUAAAAUGAAAAAAUCGGCUGGUAGUCCAGCUUUUAUGGCACCGGAAUUGUGCGUGGCCAAUCGUGGAGAGAUUUCUGGAAAGGCUGCUGAUCUUUGGUCUAUGGGCGUGACUUUGUAUUGUCUUGCUUUUGGACGUUUGCCUUUCGUGAAAGAUAACAUAGUUGACUUAUAUGAAUCGAUAAGAAAUGACGAUAUUACUUUUCCAGAAGGUUCGAAUCCCGACCCUGACCUUAUGGACCUUCUUCAUAAAAUUCUUGAAAAAGAUCCUGAGAAAAGAAUUAUUAUGUCUAAACUCAGAGAGCAUCCAUGGGUAAAUAAUCACGGAAAAGAUCCUCUCAUAUCAACUAAAGAAAAUUGCAGUGAACUUGUCACCGAAAUUACGGUUGAUGACUUGAACUCUGCAAUUAAACUCUUAAGUUUUAGAAGCAUUGUUGUUGUGCAUCGUGCUGUUCAACAAUUCAAAAGACUGUCAAAGUCGCAUCAUUAUUCGGCAGAAGAAAUGGAUAAAUUGAAAAUGGAUGUACAGGAUGCCGAUGAAAAGAAAGAAAUGGAAGUAAAUGAACCUAUUGCUAUUAUUACGGAAA